GAGAGAGAGAGAGAGAGAGAGAGAGAGAGAGAGCGAGCCGCAGCUCGGAAAUAACUAAGGAAAUCGCAUUCGCUGGUUCGGGGCAGAUUCACCGUAGAAAACAGAUCAUCGGGGAUGGGUGUUUCCAGGUAAGGGACGCCGCAGCACUCCCGCAGAGGAAAGCGACGGGCUCGCUCCAGAUGGAGUACAGGGAUGAGGGAUCAAACCGAGCCGCUGUACCGGGGAAUCUCUGCCAGCCACAGCGCAACCACUCUCCGCCGGUGCCUCUCCUCUCGCCUUGCAGCAGCGGCUUGCAAGGAGUCGUGGACUCGGAAGGGCGUGUGGACGAGUCAAGGCUGAGAGCGUACAUCUUCAAACAGGGUGGCUUGCUGCCCGGGGAUCGGAGGCUGGUGUGGGGGUUCCUGUUCGGGAUGUACCCCUGCAGCUCGACAGCGCUGGAGCGGGCGGCCCUGGCCGAGGAGCUGGGCAUCCGCUACCAGACCAUGAAGAGGAAGUGGCAGAGGGAGCUGCCCGGGGCGGUGCGCAUGCGUCUCAACGGGACAGACGCCGAGCUGAUCGCUGCUGUGAAGCACUUCGAGCGGAGCCGACUCACGGCCGAGGAUUCAGUAGCAGAGGAAAGCGAGGAGGCGAGGGAGAAGGAGGCCUUCCUCAAACUGCAGGCUCGGGUUCUCAUUGACCGGGUGCAGCUGGACAUCGAGGAGCUGCAGGAAGCCGUCCGGAUCAUAGACAAGGACGUGCCCAGGACUGAGAGGGACCUGGACUACUUCCUGGGCGAGGGUUCUGCUAACCUGCUGGUGCUGAGGGAGAUUCUGAUCACCUUCGCCGCGUUCCACCCAGAUGUGAGCUACGCUCAGGGCAUGAAUGAACUCUGCAGUCGCUUCCUGGAGGUGCUGGACUCUGAGAGGGACUCUUACUGGUGCUUCUCCUCCUACAUGGAGAAGAUCGCAGACGACUUCAAAGCCGACGGGCUGCGCAGGAAAAUCGAGCUGGAGGUGAAGCUGCUGCAGGAGCUGGAUCCCGAGCUUCACGCUCACCUAGGGAAAGAGGAUCUGGGCAGCCUGACGUUCUGCCACAGGUGGCUCCUUCUGGGGUUCCAGAGGGAGUUCCAGCACAGCGACGCCCUGCGGCUCUUUGAGAUCCUGAGCAGCAACCAUCUGGAGCUGAACGAGAUGCGGGACCAGGAGAGACUGAGGAGGGGAGGGGAGGGGAGGACGGAGCCGCCCCCCUCUGUGAACCCUGACUUCACCUUUGAGCUGUUCCUGUGCGCCGCCGUCCUGCUGGAGCACCGAGCCACGCUGCUGAGCUGCGCCAGCGAGGUUCAGCUCAUCCAGUUCACUAACAGUUUGCAAGGUAAGCUUGAUCUGAACGCCACACUGCAGAAAGCGGAAGAGCUUUUUAUGAAGUACUGCAAGAAGUCUGUGCUGGACUGUUUCAAGAACCACUGCCUGCAGCCUGAAGACAAGGAGCCCUUCAGCUUCCCGCUGCGAAGCUUCUUCUCCUGAGCAGCAGAGAGGAGAGACACACACCCCAAACCCCAAACCCCGAACUCUGAACCCCAGACCCCAGUCCCCAGUAAUAAGAGAAGAGGCUGGCGUCCGGACCGCUCACAAUGAA
Messenger RNA from Polyodon spathula (Mississippi paddlefish), 1614 nucleotides. Its product is annotated as TBC1 domain family member 15. The transcript is spliced from 10 exons. Bases 180 to 1502 code for a protein of 440 amino acids. Lineage: Eukaryota; Metazoa; Chordata; Actinopteri; Acipenseriformes; Polyodontidae. The record is from RefSeq and is a predicted model, not a curated record. Gene Ontology annotation, molecular function: GTPase activator activity. Gene Ontology annotation, biological process: activation of GTPase activity.